CAGCAACUAACCAUUGCACUUCAUAGUAAAUGCAAUAAAUAUUCACAGAGACCAUAAAAUGGUUUCACUUCUUUAAGCUAUUUUGGCUGAGUAGAGAAUUAAGGGCAUUUGGCAAAGAAAAGGGCUGCACAGUGCAAAACGAACCAAAAAAAUAAACAAAAACAAAAACAUUAAACGCCACAAAAAUGACACAAACAGUGACAGGCUCGGGUGGUGGAUUUAAAGUCACAGACAGUCCAGGAAGAUAUCCUGUAUAAAUGUAUGGAGAUCCCAUGAUGCACUGGGCGGCAUUCUAUCAGGGUUCCCAAAUGCGCAGGCUGUAAGCUAGAUACAUUGUUGCAGCUGCGUGGGUUCAGGUGGUCCCGGCCGUGGAAGUGACGUGCGUGGGGCUGUCUGGCGGAUAUUUCUCGGGCCCUGCUAAUUCCUGCUGCAAGACAGUGGGCAGUGUGCACAGCGCUGAUCGCCCCCAGCAUGGAGGAAGACAAGAGGUAGGUGGCCACUUACUGUCACUGUCACCCGUGGGACCUCUCACGCAGAGUGCAGCACUCAGACUAAUACAUAUCAGUGACUUCCAGGGCAAUCCGGUACCUUAAUAUGGAGGGAGGGGGAUUCUUAUUAGCAUUCAGUACUGUAUACAGAAUCAUGGCUAGUGUCAUCACAAUAUAAUGUGACUUAGAGUUCAAAGAUUAUCCUGUAUUUCCCUGCACAUUAAUACUUUAUUAAUCCUGAUGGGUAGAAUAUGAAAUAUGAUCCCCUGCAGCAUGGGAGAGUCCUGUGCUGUCCUUGAAAUAUCAGAUAAUUAAGGCAUUUUUUUUUAGGGGAUUCCUAGAUUUAAUUGUUAUGAAUCCAAAUGACACCUUAAUUCUUAUUCCAUGCACUGUCCUACAUGUUUUAUUUUUUUUUUUUUUUUUAAGUUUGUAUCUAUGAGAGUGGUCCUUAACUAAUUUUUAAUUAAAAAAAAAAAAUGUUAACACUCCUUUUGGAAUUUGCCAAGUGACCCAUUUUUGUAUACUAUAUAAAUAAUUUACAUUCAGUACCCUUGACUUUAUCUGUUGCCAGAAGGCGUUUGCAGGGACGCUACCUUAAACAAUUUAUGGCUGGUAGCAAGGUUCUAGUUUUUGUAUUUCCAAAUGUAUUUUUUAUUUGAAUGCUAUUUUCAAAUUGCAACAUGGUUUUUAGUUGGCUUCAGAAAUUGUAUUUGUUGGUGAAUGUUUGAUUCUUUUAAUUUCACUGCCAAUUUCUGUUUAGUUUCUGUGUGUGUAUGUGUAUAUAUAUAUAUAUAUAUUUUUUUUUAGUUUCAUUUUCAGUUAUUCAAAAGGUGUGUACUUCACUGCCACAUACUUGAUAUGCAUAAGUUUUGUUGAGUUUUUUUUUUUUGUUUGUUUUGUUUUUUUUUUUUAUAAAAAUAUUUUUUAUUUAAUUUAAACUGCACUUUUAUUUCACAUUUAGUAAGUUAUAGUUUAGGUCAGGAGUAAAAAGAGCUUUCUAAAAGUCCUCUACGUUAAAAUAUGCUGGACCUUUCUAUGUAAUACAGCCAAAUCCUGCUAGAUGACCUCUUAAAUAUAUUUUAAAGCAUUCUGUAGUAGUCAUGGUGCCAGGAGUAUCCUGGUACCACCCACUUAUAUAAGUAGUCAAACAGUUUAGUAACCCUUACCCGGUCUCUGCUGCUUGUAGCAGGAAUCACUCUUUACUAAGCUUCAUUGAUGUUCUGCGCAAAUGGGCUGUUCCUGCACUGCUGGGCUUAAACUUAGAUGAGCUAACUGUAGAUCCUCAGAGGAGCUUCCGGCUCCAAAAAGGCAUGGAGCGUGGCGUUGGGGGUAACCCCAGGUAUGGAGUCAAAUGGUCUUGCUACUUACAAUUGGAAGGGGUACCAGGACACUUCUGGCACUAUAACUACAGCGCAUGCUGGACUGCUGUUCACCUUGUACUACUCUAAUUUCAGCUGCUGUGCCCCUUACAUUGCACCCCAUAGCUUGAACUUUAAAAUUUCUGUGUACAUAAAUUUUGUUUCAAUUUUACAGGCAUAUUAUUUCGCCAAACAGUGAUGACAGUGGUUGCCCUCCAAUAAAUCUGAGGCCACGGCAUCAACCUCUCAUCUCUACACCUUUUGGACCUGUGAGUAUCUGUUAGCCACUUAUACCUCUGAAAGUUAAAUGGCAAAUUUAUUUGGAAACAUGGUAAUGUCCUUUAAAAAUGGCAUUUAGUCACAGUCUGAUAAUUAUUGUCUCCCAAUAAGUCUUUGACCGCGUUAAUGUAAUUGUAAUUUCGACCUGCGUUAAUGUAAUUGUAAUUUCUACCCGAUUAAAAGGCUUAUUGGGAGCUAAUAAACGUUAUCGUCUUGAUUGUAAUCGAGGCCCUAGACAGGAGCAAACUGUCCGCAACACUCCGCUAAAUUUUCCCCAAUAUUUAGAGAGCUAUUCUCCCUAAAAAAAAAAAAAAAAGAAAAGCUCAAACGACUAUUGUGAGAUUUUACCAUUUUCAUCAGCUGGUUAAUAGAAUAUUGCUAUUGCCAAACUGCCAUUCGUGUUUAUUGAUAUCAGAAUGUGUGAAAGGCAGAACGCGAAUCAAGACUGCAACGCUUGAGCUUAAAUAGGUUUUACAGCAAGAACACUUCCUUAGUGAACACCAUAACUGUCUCGCUACGUCCACAUCUUCCACCUGACUUGUCCUUCGCAUUGGCCUCUACAUAGAUGUUUAUGGUCUGGCAUUACCCAGGUAGAAAACAUAUCCCUAAAGGCGAUUCUGUUAAACGAUCCCACAGUGUUGUAAAAGACACAGUAACAUCCAUCCGUUCAUUUCUGGAAUGAAAUAGAACUCACAACUGAUCUGUUUGUGUAACUUUUCCAUCUGAGGAAAUGAGAGAGUGUUGCGUAAUAUCCCUUACUGUAAUAAUUCCUAUUACAGCAAUGUGAUAUACUGGUAAAUAGUUUAGGAUUUCCUUGUGGUAGGAUGUCUAGGGCUGCCACAUCUCGCACACAAAGCAAAUUUCUAUAUAGUUGAGUGAUUUCUAUACAGUUGAGUGAUUUGUACUUGCCCGAUUCCAGCAUCGAUGUCCCUCGCUGCAAUGCUUUCCUAUGGGGGUUUGACUGGCACUGUAUGUUCUCAUGCAAUGCGUGAGGACGUCCAGCGUCAGGUAGUCGACCAAAAGUUGCCUAACCACCACUAGACGCGGUCUUAACCCUGCAAGGUAACUAUUGCAGUUUCUCAAAAAUUGCAAUAAUUACCAUUCCAGGGUUAAUGGAACAGUGUCACUGCACCCAGACCACUUCAAUGAGAUGAAGUGAUCUGGGUGCCUAUACUGUCCCUUUUUAAUCUCAGUAUUCUAAAUUGAGAUUUUUAAAGGAACAUUCCAAGCAUCAUAACCUCUGCAGCAUGCUUGGUGCCCUUCUAAAGUAAGUAGUAAAACUUAAUAGAAUAUAUAUACAGAGAGGUGUGAAAUGAGUGGCGCUAUAUAGUAUGUGAUUUCAAUUAGUGAAUAUUAGCUGCUAUAUACACUCUGUGGGUACUCCUCACAACCCACCAUACAUAAACACCAAAAAAACAGAAAAAACGUAGGACCUUUCUGGUGUUUCCACCUUCAGGGUCCUUAGAAUUUUAAAGAGUGCAGCGCUAUAUAAUAAUGUGAGGUGAUAUUGUGUUUUAUAAAAACACACUUACCCUCUACAAUAAUCUCAAGAAAUGAUGUAUAUAUAAAACAAGAAGAGAAAAUAUAUACAGAUAAUAGUGCAGUAUAUUAAAAAAUUGGAAGACUUGCAUGUAAGUGACAGAUAUGUCUAAACUCACAUUUUCUAGAGCCGUUUCUAGUUUUUAGGCUCUAAACUUCUGAGCGUCUUGUGUCUUUUUAGGUAGACUACACGACCUCUUUCUCCAGGCAAUGGUAUAUUCCUCUCCACAGCAUAUAUGGAAGACACAAAUGUAUCAAACUAAGUGUAGUAUCUCCAAUAAUAGAUGUAUUUUAGAGAAUAUAAAAUUCAAAGUGCUCACCUUUUUUAGAGCCUUUUGAUAACUGGCUCUAAGUAUACCAGCUUGGUGUCAAUUUUGGGGUGACACUGCCCGCUUCCCUGGAAUUAUUUUCAGGAUCCAAUGGGAUGAUGUAAAAAAAGGAAUAUUUAUUAUAAUAAAAAUGUGUAUAUAUAAGAAUUAACUUUAUAAAAUCACAUGUAUAUAAAAUAACAAAAUAAUUAGAACAGAAUAAUAGAAUAUGGGUGGUACAAAAAAUAAUAAGUCCACGCUAAGCUAAAACGCAUUUUGCCAUUCUCAACGGCUUCCUCAGUCAGCUUUCAUGAGUCUUUCACUGUUCCUGUGUUUAAAAGGCUUCCAUUCCCGCCGAAAUUCUCGUGGUCCAAUGACUUCCGUGACGCGAUUUCAUUGCCGUCGCGUCACUUCCGGUUUUUCGUAACUACAAGGUCCAUAGUGCUUUGUGCGCAACUUCCGGUCCGCGUCAUAGGGGAACCCGAUCAACGGGAAUCCCUAUUGCACAGGUCACAUUCGAGCCUUAUCGGCUCGUGUCAACAUAGAAUGCACAAAAGGAAAAGAAUUAUAAAAACAUUGAGGCAAUAUGUUUGAUGUCUUUUUCGAUACAUAGUGUUAUACAUAUAUAAGUAUAAAAAAGUUUUUUAUAUAUAUUGUUUUCCAGUUAAUCUUUAUUAUCAUAUAAGUAAACUACAAAAAAAAUUGAUUAUGCAAGUAUAAAUUUAAUGUUGGGAUGUAUCCAUAAAAUGCAAAACAGAAGGAAAAUCUUAAUUAAAAGAUUAUGAAAAAGUAAAGUAGUGUAUAUUAAAAUGAUAAUUUAAAACAUAAAAAAAAAAAAAAAAAAAUAUAUAAAUAAAUAUAAAUUUUAUAUAUAUAUAUAUAUAUAUAUAUAUAUAUAUAUAUAUAUAUAUAUGAAGUAAUGAAGAAUAAAAAUAAAAAUAGAAAUAUAAAUGGAAAAUAAAAAUGAAAAUAAAAUAAAAAUAAUAAAAAUAAGAAUAAAAUGGAAAUAAUGAAAAUGAAUAAUAAAUAACAAUAUAUCUAAAUCAAAAUAAGUAUAAAGCAAAAAAUUUAUAAAAAUAAAUAAUAUAAAAAUAAAUAAAUAAUAAAAAAAUAAUAAAAAAAUAAAAAUAAAAAAUAUAAAUAAAUAAAAAUAUAAUUGGAAAAUAUGAAAAAAUUUGGAUUGAUAAGCCGAUUUUAAUAUUAAAAAAUAAUGAAUUUGAUGAUAAUAAAGAUUAAAUGACAAUUAAUAAUAAUCCUAAUGAUGAAAGUGUCUGUUCCUUUAUUUUAUAGAAAAUGGCAUAACUCAAAAUCUGCAUUUAAUCCUAAAGUCCACUUUAAGCUAAAACGCAUUUCGCCGAUCUCAACGGCUUCCUCAGUCAGCUUUCAUGAAUCUUUCACUGUUCCUGUGUUUAAAAGGCUUUCAUUCCCGACGAAAUUUUCUUGGUCCAAUGACUUCCGUGACGCGAUUUCAUUGCCGUCGCAUCACUUCCGGUUUUUCGUAACUACAAGGUCCGUAGUGCUUUGUGCGCAACUUCCGGUCCGCGUCAUAGGGGAACCCGAUCAACGGGAAUCCCUAUUGCACAGGUCACAUUCGAGCCUUAUCGGCUCGUGUCAACAUAGAAUGCACAAAAGGAAAAGAAUUAUAAAAACAUUGAGGCAAUAUGUUUGAUGUCUUUUUCGAUACAUAGUGUUAUACAUAUAUAAGUAUAAAAAAGUUUUUUAUAUAUAUUGUUUUCCAGUUAAUCUUUAGUAUCAUAUAAGUAAGUUGUUUGUUUGUAGUAUCAUAUAAGUAAGUUGGGGAGUUGUUUUAACCACAGAUUAUAGUAUGGAGAAUGUGAAUUUUUUAGAUUUAACAAUUUUUAUAGAAAAUAAUUGUAUUAAAACAAAAACUUAUUUUAAAUCGGCAGAUGUAAAUAAUUACAUCUACCUAAAUAGUUGCCAUUUCUCACCGUGGUUGAAAAAUAUACCCAAGGCACAGUUUAUGAGAAUCCGCAGAAAUUGCACAGAUGUAAGCACCUUUGAAAUUCAAGCCACCAGGAUUAAAAAGGAUUUUAUAAACAAGGGAUAUGAAGAGAUGUCCCUUUUAGACACCAUAAAAGAAGUAAAAACAAUGGAAAUAUCUUCUCUACUAAAAUAUAAAUCAAAAAAUAAAAAUGAUAACAAUGACAUACCACUUAUUUGCAAUUUUAAUCAAGAAAGUCAUAAUUUAAAAAAAAAAAUAAACAAACAUUGGCCUCUACUAAGAAAUGAUCCGAUGCUGCACUCUAUACUACCAGAAAAGCCUAAACUGAUUUAUAGAGGAACCCCUAACCUAAAACAAAAAUUGUUCCACAAUCAUAUAAAAGAGAAUGCAUCUACCCCUUUUUUUCAAAAAGAAGGUUUUUUUGGCUGUGGACAGUGUCUAGCUUGUAAAAAUACAAAGAACACUAAAAGACACGUCACAGAAUUUUAUGAUCAAAAGGGAGAAAAGAAAUAUAAAAUACGAGAAAUGAUCACAUGCUUCUCGAAAAGGGUAAUAUACAUAUUAAAAUGCACUUGCAAUCUCCUCUACGUAGGUAGAGUCCUUUACAAAUAAGAAUAAAUGAACAUAUAAGAAACAUUAAAAAAGGUUACGACAAACACAGUGUCUCAGAACAUUUUAGUUUAGUACAUAAUAAAGACCCCCAAUUUUUAGACUUUAUGGCAAUCCAAAAAGUUACAUUAAAUUGGCGAGGGGAAGAUGAAAUAAGAAAAUUAGGAAAAAUUGAAACUAGAUGGAUUUUUGACCUAAACACCUUAGCCCCUUUAGGAUUAAAUGCAGAUUUUGAGUUAUGCCAUUUUCUAUAAAAUAAAGGAACAGACACUUUCAUCAUUAGGAUUAUUAUUAUUAAUUGUCAUUUAAUCUUUAUUAUCAUCAAAUUCAUUAUUUUUUAAUAUUAAAUUCGGCUUUUUUAUCAAUCCAAAUUUCUUCAUAUUUUCCAAUUAUAUUUUUAAUUUUAUUUUUAUUAAUAUAUUUUUAUUUUUAUUUAUUUUUACAUUUUUUAUAUUUAUUUUUAUAAAUUCUUUUUGCUUUAUACUUAUUUUGAUUUAGAUAUAGUCUUAUUUAUUCAUUUUUUCUUCAUUUCUCUUUAUUUCCAUUUUAUUCUUAUUUUUUUUUUUUUUUAAAUUCUUUAUUUUUCACUCAAUAGACGCAGCAAGUAUUCAUCAACUUUUUGGGCUUACGCAGAAGCCAAUGUGAAUUCAAUUCUCAUAAGCAUAACAUAGUGCAACAAAUACGAUCUACGCCCAUUCCUUAAGAAACUAUUGGUACCUGUCGUCUACAAAGGUUUUUUUUGUUUUUUUUUUUGUUUUUUUUUUUGUGUGUGUCAUAUUAUAGGUUAUAGCAAGUACAUGGCCAACUUAAAUGCUUACGCAGAAGCCAAUGGCAAGCAACACUGCCUUGGGCACAAGAGGCGUAUAUCCAUUACAUAUCGAUAAGUCAUGUUGAAAUCGUUGGUGCCUUGCUACCCGUCUAGAGUUUUUGGAUGAACUGUAUGCUUUCACUCAACGGGUGGAACAAUUGCAUAGAAACCUUCAGGCUUACGCAGAAGCCCGCUUAGAGAUUUGUAAAAAGCUAAGAUAUAUAUAUCAGGUAGGCCAAGCGAGAUCUACCCGCGUUCCCCUCCGGUCGCUGCCCCAUUAAGGGAGCUGUCACCUGUCUCACAGGCAUAUUGGCUAUAUUUGGGACCCAUUCUACUACACUGCGUGUUAUAGCGCUUUCUAUGUAUGGGUAUCCCAGCACUUCUGACAGCUUGAUUAAACCUAUCGCGGAGAAACACUAAUCUCUUGGCUAUCAAGAGAUAGAGAGAACGGAAAAGAGAGAAAAAUAGAUAGCAGGAAAAGGAACAGGAGACAAAAGUACAGUAGAAAGAGAAAAGUAAGAAGAGAAAAAGAUCAGAGGAAAGGAAAAAGAAAAGAGAGAGGAAGGGGGAGGGGGGGAGCCCUCAUUCCAACAGUAGUGCAAUCAAAAUGUCCUCGGGAGAGAAGGGGAGGGGGAUCGAUAAGCGUACCUAGUCUAUGCUAUGGUCCGUUUCCUGUCAGUCACUGCUCGAGCCCACUGGGCUAUUGUCCCACGGUUCCCAAAGUUUUUGGAAAGUUACAGUCGUACCCUUUAUCCUGGCAGUCAAAUCGUCCAUAAUCCUGCAUUCACGUACCCUGGAGAUCACCCCAGAAAAGACCGGUCCUUCCGGUUUCAGCCACUUAAUUGCUAUCUCUCUACGCGCGCUUAGAGUUAUUUUAUGAGCUAAUCUCUGUUCUCUCUUGGUCCACCCUUCUACUGUUCUAUUCAGUAAAUAUGUCCAGGGGUCUAACUUCAGGGGUUUAUCAAAGGUUUGUUCCAAGAGUUCCUCCACCGCUUUCCAGAAGCCGUGUAAUUUCGAGCAUUUCCACCACAUAUGGAUGUACGUUCCGCGUAAUCCGCAGCCUCUCCAGCAAACGUCCGAAUCUAGUUUAUGCAUGUUGUACAGUUUCACUGGUGUGGUAUACCACCUGAACAUAGUCUUCCAUGUCUGUUCCUGGAGCGUAACGCAUAUGGAAGCAUUUUUGUUAGAUUCCCAUAUCUCCUGCCAUUCAAGUCCUUCCAGGGCCUCUCCAAGGUCCGCCUCCCAUUGCUCAGUAUACGUUAAACUCCCCCACUCUUUGUUUUCUAUACUAAGGUGUGUAUACAAAAGUGUGAUCAUACCUUUAGGUGCCAUUUCCUCUGAACACAAUUUCUCGAAGAAAGUCAGUUGUUUCUGUGCCGCGGUUCUAAUACGUGGCCUUCGGGCAAAAUCCCGUAUCUGAACAUAUCUGAAAAAAUCUGCCGGUGUUAAAUGGCGGUCUUGUUGUAACUCCUCGAAUUGGACUAUUUCUCCGUUGUGGUAUAACUGAUGGAUCCGUUGUAGGCCGGUAUUUUCGAUAUUUCGGAAAUCUCUUGGAGCCAUGCCGGGAGGAAACUCUCUGUUUCUAAGAAUAGGGGUGAGAGGUGACGGAGUUGACGCUAGCCCGUAUUUGGCAUUAGUCAUGUCCCAGAUAUGUAGUGAGUUGAGUAUAGCCGGGCAGGUCACUCUUAUCAUUGGCCGAUGUUCUUUAGGGACCCACAUCGUAAAUUGGGGUAUAUCCGAUCCUACCAGCAUGGACUCAACCUCUACCCACCUUCUUUCUUCCGGUGGGGAGUGCCACAUGGCUAUCUGCGUCAGUUGUGCUGCAAGAUAGUAGAAAUAUAGAUUAGGUAAGCCAAGCCCCCCUCUAUCUUUGCGUCUAUACAGGAUCUUUCUUGAUAUUCUGUGCCUCCUAUUCUGCCAUAUGAAAUCCCCUAUCGCUUUUUGUAGUGGGGAUAGUUGUGCUUUCGUAAGUUGAACAGGUAGUGCUUGAAAUAAGAAUAAGAGGCGUGGGAGGAUAUUCAUCUUGACUGAAUUUAUCCGACCUAUCCAGGAGAUGGGUUUAUCCACCCAGUUUUCUAGAUCUUGCGUUAAAGCCCUGAGCAUCGGAGUAUAAUUCGCAGAGUAUAGUCUUUCCGGAUCUGCCGUCAGGUGGAUACCUAAGUAUGUCAGAGAAACCUUUUCCAUCCGUAUAUGGAAGGUCUCCUGUAUUUCCUUUGUUUCCGUUUCCAAUAGGCCCACUGACAUAGCACUGGAUUUGUGCAUAUUUGCUUUAUAACCGGACACUGUUCCAUAUGCUGUCAUUACCUCUUGUAACGCCGACAUCGAAGUAACCGGGUCUGUUACGGUCAGGAGGACGUCAUCAGCAUAUGCCGAGACGGUGAAUUCUUUAUUCCCAACUCUGACCCCUUUAAUGUUGGGAUGCUUACGUAUUGUUUGCAUCAAGGGUUCCAGUGCUAAGACAAAAAGAAGGGGGGAAAGCGGACAACCCUGCCUGGUCCCGUUAAAUAAACGAAAAGGUUUCAGUGGGGCUCCAGUUAUCAGCACUUGUGCCCUCACCUCAUGGUACAUCGCUCUUACCACCGUUAUGUAUUCCACCGGAAAUUCCAAAUGUUUUAAAACGGAGAACAGGAAUUGCCACCGAACCCUAUCAAAGGCCUUUUCGGCAUCGAUAGACACUAUCAGGGUGGGUGUCCUGGUGAUCUCUUGUUUCCAUAUCAGGUCAACAUUCCUCCUUGUAUUUUCAAAUAAUUGUCUCCCUUGGAUAAAACCUACUUGGUCUGGAUGUAUGAGUGAGGCCAGCAACGGAUUCAAUCUAUCCGCCUGCACUUUCGCUAGGAUCUUCAUGUCAUGGUUAAUGAGCGAAAUAGGCCUGUAAUUCGUGGGCUGGAGCAGGUCCUUUCCGGGUUUAGGUAGUAGUACGAUCGUAGCCAUGGUCAUGUCAGGAUCUAAAUUCCCGCCCUGCCUCAGGUAGGCAAAAAGCUUCACCAAGCGCGGCGUAAGCUCCUCCCUGUAAGUCUUGUAAUAUGUGCCAUCGAACCCAUCUGGUCCCGGCGCUUUGUUGCCCUUCAGGCCUGAGAUGGCCCUGUCCACUUCUUCUUCAGUGAUUUCUGCUGCUAAACUGUACGCCAUAUCCCUACUUAGUUUCUUCAGACCCAAAGGCUCUAGAUACUGCAGGAUAAGUUCCUCCUCUUGUUCAGGCCGGGUACCCCCUGUCGGGGUGUGGUGAUAUAAUUGUUUAUAGUAAUCCUCAAAAAUCUCAGCUAUCUCCGUCGGCUUUGAUUUCGUCGUGCCAUCCGGGUGUCGUAUGGCCGUGAUAUGAGACCGUUCCUGUCGGGGUCGUAGUGUCCUGGCCAGAAGUGUGUCCAUCUUGUUUGCUUUUUCAAAGUAGGUACGUUUUGACCACACCAUGGACCUGGCCGUGUCGUCUAGCAAUAGAGUACGGAUGUUUCUCCUCACUGUUUCUAAUUGUCUGUAGAGCUCUUCGGUCGGGGUCGUUUGGUGUUUUAAUUCAAGGGUUCGUAGCUGUCCCAGCAUAGUCUCUAGCUGUUGAUGUUUCUGUUUCUUCUUUCUGGUGGCUAUCUUGAUCAGUGUCCCUCUCACUACAGCCUUGUGUGCCGCCCAUAUUGUACUCGCCGUCACGUCUGGGGUGUCGUUCGUACCAAAGUAAUCUAUCAACUCCUUCCUAACCUGUGCCACCACUUCAGGAUCCCGAAGUAAUGAUGUAUUGAGCCUCCAUGUCCACGGUGAAGCUGCACACAGAUUGCCCAGUGUGAUGGAGACGUCAGCAUGGUCCGACCAAGAAAUGUUACCAACUUGUGAGCCUACAGUGCGUGAAAGACCUGCAGCAUUCGUGAGGAAUAGGUCGAUCCUGGAAUACGUACCAUGUGGAGCCGAAUAAAAAGUGUAGUCCUUGGUACUUGGAUGAUGAGCCCUCCAAAUGUCUAUCAGUCCCGUAGUAGUAAUAAAGUUUCUAAGUAACUGGUCUUGCCUGCCUCUCCCUUGGGACCUUGGUGUUCCAUCUUUAGAGCUCCUGUCCAUAGCAGGGCACGGGGCCGCGUUAAAGUCCCCCCCCAUGACAACUAUGCCAUGUGGCAACGCUGAUACUUUAUCCUGCAAUGUGUGCCAGAAGGUGGAGUCCGGUUUGUUCGGUGCAUAAAUAUUCAGCAGGUGCAUGGUAUGGGACUGUAAGGUUCCUGAUACAAUGACGUAGCGGCCGUCUGGGUCUAUGUCUUGGGAGGUCAUUCGGAAGGGACAGCUAUUGCUAACGAGAAUAGCCACUCCAUUACGUUUACGAUGGGACCUCGCUUCGUAUGUCCCUGCGUAUGUGCGGUCACGUAGCCUGAACUUAGCUUGUUUAGGAAUGUGAGUUUCCUGCAGAUAAGCGAUAUCCGCCUUCAUUCUUUUCAGCUCUCUGAACAUUAGACGGCGCUUUUUCGGGCCGUUUAGGCCUUUAACAUUCAACGUAAUGAUCUUAAUCUCCAUUGCGUGGAGUGUCCCUCCCUACUGCUUAAAACUGUGACUAUAGCUUGUCCGUCGCUCUGCAAGCCCUUGUCUAUCAUGUCAUUUGGGUUAGGCGUCCUGACUAUGGUAUCCUCUUUUGACAUUGACGGACCAGGGUCAGGCCUAAAGCCCACUACUUCGGGGAGUACUCCCCCGCCCCCUAGAUAAGGAAAGAAAAGGAAAGAAAAGAGAAAGGUAAACUGGAGAUGAAUAAAGGGCAUUGGAAGAUGCCCGAGAGAUCUGGUCUUACCUAUCGCCAGAUUCACGUGGGGAGCACGUUCCCACUUCUCCUCUGUAAUCACGCUGGGAGGAGCUGUGGAGCUCUGAGCCUCGUCUCCCACACGCCCUCUCAUAUCUUGAGUGACCACUAAAUGCUCGUCAAGAGAGCCAUAUCAAAACUUCCAUCCCCUACCCCACCGCUUUUGGCCCAUGACCAUGCAACUGGGUCCAUACUCACUAUGUACACUUUAUCCCCUUAGGUUGGGGUUGCGGGACUAUACCCGGUUAUUGGCAAUCACAAAAGCCGUCACACACUAGGGCCACACUAGAGGACCAUUCCGUCCGGAUUAGGUCCUAGGCCUCUAUCUAUUAUACAAUACUCCCCGCAGGGAGAACAUACCGGCUGACCAUAUGAGGGAUCAACCUAUUAAAACCGAUUAUAUUUAUGACCCUAUAGGAGAAAGGAAAAAAAAAAAAAAAGAGUUACCCCACAUCCCCCCCUAUACCCUUCCAAACUCGACCAGCCAGUAUUAUUUUGUCGUAAAUGACUGCAUAAUUUCAUAACAUUAAGUAGGGGGUGCAUCUGCUAUGAGUGGCAAGAGAACAUACCCAUCUGUGUGAAGGUACAAAACCCCUCCAUCAAGGCGCACACUCCUUCUUUUCAACACAACCCUUAUCCUUCAUGGCAUGGUUUAGUUCUACAUUUUGCCAUAUGGUCACCUUUCUCCCAGUUUCCUAUUGAGGGGAAACACACUCUCCCAUAGUCAUCAUCCACCCCUAUUGCAAAGCGUACAGUACUCUUCCUAUCGCCCAACCGGCUGCCCAUCAGUUAUAUUCACGUACUGUUAUAGUAUACACAAGAAAUCCCUGUAUAAAUUGUACAUGGUCAUUAGUUUCCGGCCUGCGCUCUCGAGUAUCCCUUUGCGUAUGUCGCUUUGACACCUUCUAGCUAGCAGUGACCAUCAACCCUCACAGGGUCACCUCCCUCCUCUUCAUCGACACCAUCCUCCUCCCUGUCCUCUUUUCCUUCAUGUCCUCCCCUCCUCUCCUUUCCCCCUCUUCUUCUUCUCAUUCCUUUUCCGUCUUAGGUCUGCAUAUUCUCAUUCCCAUGCCCCUCCCUCACCUUCUCCCCUCUCCUCAUGCUCCCCUCCCCCUUUUCUGCUGUACUACCUCUCUGCUCCUACUUCCCCCUCUUUCAAUGUUGAUCAUUUAUAUUUAUCUGGUGUGUUUUCCUUUUCUUUGUUGUUUCAUUUUGUGGUUUUAUUUUAUGUUAUGUUAUCCCUAUUUCUGCAGCGUUCCCUCUUCCCCCCUUUUGCGAUUUCUGUCACCUUUUCCUCUUUUUCUUUCUCCCUCUUACACUCUUUUCAUUUUAUUCUUUCUCUCUUUUCUCCUUCGUCCCCACUCCCUCCCUUCUCCUUUAUCCCCCCUCUCCCUCUCUUUGUUUCCGUUUUCUCCUCCAUCCUCCUCUCUCCAUCCUUUUCCUUUUUUCUCUCCCACUUUUCUUUCCCUGUUUCCUAUUCUCCCACCCCACCCCUAUUCUCGUUCCCGUUAUGCAUUCCCGUUUUUCAAAAAGGGGGGGGGGGCCUAUGUCUUUGUGGGGGUUAUUUCCCUUCCCUUUUCUUCUUCCUUUUUCCCCUUUUUCCCCUUUCUUUUCCUUCCCUUCCCUUCUCUUUCCCUUUUUUGUUUCCUUUUUCCCUUUUCAUUUUCCUUUUUUCCCUUUUCCCCCCCCUUUUUCCUUUCUUUUUAUAUCAUGCAUGCAGUACCCUUACCAUACACAUUACAAGUCACCUGCAUGCAAUCAUCGCAUACCCAAUACGAGGAGGGAAGGGGGCGCAAAGAAAGUCAGGUGUUGAAAACACAAACAAAAAAUUAGCAGUACCACAAGUUCUUUUGUGUCCCGAAAUAUGGAGGAAAGCCAUAUCCUGAUAGCCUCCGCGUGUCUUGCGUGGCGCUCUGUAGGUCGGUAACAGAAGUGUACGACCCACAGAGCGCCACGCCAUUUUCCUUUCUUUUUAUAUCAUGCAUGCAGUACCCUUACCAUACACAUUACAAGUCACCUGCAUGCAAUCAUCGCAUACCCAAUACGAGGAGGGAAGGGGGCGUAAAGAAAGUCAGGUGUUGAAAACACAAACAAAAAAUUAGCAGUACCACAAGUUCUUUUGUGUCCCGAAAUAUGGAGGAAAGCCAUAUCCUGAUAGCCUCCGCGUGUCUUGCGUGGCGCUCUGUAGGUCGGUAACAGAAGUGUACGUGUGGAGAAAAAAAAAAAAAAAGGUCCCCUUAGUCCUAUGGUCACCUGGAUUGUCCAUCCGGCCCCGGUCCCGGCAACCCCCUCCCAAAUCACAGCCCCUUCAUCAGUAGUAUUAAAAGCUGUGGUAGAGCGAACACUAUGGGCCACGGAUAAGAGGGGUAGGAGAAGGCCCGGGUGUCCCUCCCAAAGCUUCAUUGUGCAAUAAAGGCCCACCCAGUGUCAGACCCUCACCCAGUCCCCACCCGCAACUGAAUGAGGGGGCCACACAAUACGAUACCCUCCAACUUUAACGGUGGCCUCUCGGAUCCGCUGUCUGCCAGUCCGGCCUCAAUUGGGGAAGCACCUCCGGGCCCAAUGCCAGGUUGGGGAGGUUCGGGGGAGGUUGGACGCCCAGACUCUGGAACAGGCGUAGGGGAUCACCUCCCGGCAACAGGACAUGUACCCGGUCUCCCUGAAACGUAAGGAGCUUGAAGGGAAAGCCCCAGGCAUACCGUAUGCCCGCACUUCUAAGAGCCUCCGUCACGGGUCGCCAGUCCCUUCGGCGUUGAAGCGUAGUGGGAGCAAGGUCGUGAUACAGGGAAAUGGAGGUGCCGGCGUACCUGAUGGGGCCCUCACGGCCCUUCUUCAUGAGCUCUUCCUUUGUACGGUAGUGCAGGAACCGGACUAUAACAUCCCUCGGGGUAUUCCCCUCUGCCCUCACUGCGCGUAGAGCCCGGUGCACUCGUUCCAUGUGCCAGCGUUCCUCUGGCAGAUCUGGGAGGAGAGGUCUCAGGGCGGAGAUCACAAUCUCCUGCAGCUUUUCGCUUUUGUCUUCAGGCAGGCCCCGUAUGCGGAGGUUGUUCCUCCGGGAGCGGUUCGCCAUGUCCUCCAUUGCCAGGUCUGUAUCUACCGCCUGGGCGGUGAGGUGGUUGACCCGGUCCACAACCGCAUUGUAGGCCUGAGCAGUGGCGUCCAUACGUUCCUCCAGCCUCGCGGUCCGUUCCCCCAGGGCUCCUAUGUCGGCCUGUAGGACUGCCGUCGAUUUGGCGAUCUCACCGGCCAAGAAGGUCCGGACUUCUGCCAGCUUAAACAGGACGGUGUCGUGGUCGGCUGACGAGGACUCCCUGUUACCACGAGGCGAUGCCUGUGAGGAGCCCCCGUCGCCAUCUUGGCUUUCAGGCCGGCCUUGCUUAGGAGCGGUCAGGAGGUCCAGGACGGAGCCUCCCGGUUCAGAGAACUUUUUAGGGUGUUUUUUGGACACCCUCUUCUCCAUGGUAUGGGGUAAGGUGGGAAAGUGGACAAAAAAACACUUUGGGUCGCUUUUGUUAGCUGUUUGGGCGCGUGUAGCACGGAGCUCUAAGGAGACACGUCCAGUCUUCUCGACGGUCAGGCCACGCCCCCCUUUAUUCUUAUUUUUAUUAUUUUUAUUUUUAUUUUAUUUUCAUUUUUAUUUUCCAUUUAUAUUUCUAUUUUUAUUUUUAUUCUUCAUUACUUCAUAUAUAUAAUUUAAAUUCAUUUCUAUAUCCUUUUUUUUUUUUCGUUACUCCCAUUUAUGUUUUUAAAUUAUCAUUUAAUAUACACUACUUUUACUUUUUUCCAUAAUCUUUUAAUUAAGAUUUUCCUUCUGUUUUGCAUUUUAUGGAUACAUCCCAACAUUAAAUUUAGCACUUUAUAAUCAAUUUUUUUGUGGUUACUUAUAUGAUACUAAAGAUUAACUGGAAAACAAUAAAUAUAAAAAACUUUUUUAUACUUAUAUAUGUAUAACACUAUGUAUCGAAAAAGACAUCAAACAUAUUGCCUCAAUGUUUUUAUAAUUCUUUUCCUUUCGUGCAUUCUAUGUUGACACGAGCCGAUAAGGCUCGAAUGUGAACUGUGCAAUAGGGAUUCCGUUGAUCGGGUUCCCCUAUGACGCAGACCGGAAGUUGCGCACAAAGCACUAUGGACCUGAAAGUUACGAAAAACCGGAAGUGACGCGACGGCAAUGAAAUCGCGUCACGGAAGUCAUUGGACCACAAGAAUUUCGGCGGGAAUGGAAGCCUUUUAAACACAGGAACAGUGAAAGUCUCAUGAAAGCUGACUGAGGAAGCCGUUGAGAUCGGCGAAAUGCGUUUUAGCUUAAAGUGGACUUAUUUUUUGUACCACCCAUAUUCUAUUAUUCUGUUCUAAUUAUUUUGUUAUUUUAUAUACAUGUGAUUUUAUAAAGUUAAUUCUUAUAUAUACAUUUUUAUUAUAAUAAAUAUUCCUUUUUUUACAUCAUCCCAUUGGAUCCUGAAAAUAAUUCCAGGGAAGGGGGCAGUGUCACCCCAAAAUUGACACCAAGCUGGUAUACUUAGAGCCAGUUAUCAAAAGGCUCUAAAAAAGGUGAGCACUUUGAAUUUUAUAUUCUCUAAAAUACAUCUAUUAUUGGAGAUACUACACUUAGUUUGAUACAUUUGUGUCUUCCAUAUAUGCUGUGGAGAGGAAUAUACCAUUGCCUGGAGAAAGAGGUUGUGUAGUCCACCUAAAAAGACACAAGACGCUCAGAAGUUUAGAGCCUAAAAACUAGAAAAGGCUCUAGAAAAUGUGAGUUUAGACAUAUCUGUCACUUACAUGCAAGUCUUCCAAUUUUUUAAUAUACUGCACUAUUAUCUGUAUAUAUUUUCUCUUCUUGUUUUAUAUAUACAUAAUUUCUUGAGAUUAUUGUAGAGGGUAAGUGUGUUUUUUAUAAAAUAUUGGAAAACACAAUAUCACCUCACAUUAUUAUAUAGCACUGCACUCUUUAAAAUUCUAAGGACCCAGAAGGUGGAAACACCAGAAAGGUCCUAAGUUUUUUCUGUUUUUUUGGUGUUUAAGUAGUAAAACUGUCUGCGAAAUGUUUGAUAAAUACCUGGAGUCUGCCAGUCACCUUCUCCUCUGCCCCUGUAACCUCACUUCACUGAACUAAGCCUGGCAGUACCGUUAUUUGGCUGAGAGUGCUUAGCUGAUUCUCUCAACCAAUAAGCUGACCCUAUAUGAGCUUCCAAGCUGCAGAAGAGGUAAUUGGUGACUGCCUAACUCCAUGUAAGUUGCCAAACCGUGUGACUGCUUACAGUGGAAGGGCACAAGGGUAAUUCUGGCGCCAUAACCACAAUGUCAGCUGAAGCAGAGUCCCACAAAAUCUACUUUGUGAUGCUCUGGGUAAACUUUGGCGUGCACGGGCAUCUAUGUAGAAAUGUUGUACUAGGGCGGGUGAGGAAAGAAGUUCAAAGAACCUCUAUUCUCCCCCCUGGACAUAAUGGAAUGGGCUCACAGUAGGUACAGAGCCACUGGGCCGUCUAGUGCCCACCUUAUAAAUAGCUGUGAUACGAUUUUUCCCUUCCUAUUUAUAUUCAUAUAGCUAUGUUUUUUUUUCUUAUUAUUAUUAUUUUAAAUUAUAUAUUUUUUUCUAAAUGUAUUCUUUUAUCAAUUCUAGAUCAAGCGCUGGGCAGAGUUGGGCUGUAUAAUUAAACUAUUUUUUGUCGGCACAAUCCUGUCUCUGAUUGUUGUGAUAGGAUUAAUCAUUUCCAACCUUGUGGAACAAUGUAACGAAGACUUCACAGUGUCGCUCAUUCAGUUGAUAGGAGCUGGUAAGGGAGACAGAAAAGUAUUCAUUAUUUGAAUUUUAUUUUUUAUUUUUCCCCCACAGCUAGGCCUAUCGAAAUAGUAUACUUGUUUACCUCUUUGAUUUCCUAAAUGGCUAGUUUUAUUUGUUUUUAGAAAUAUUUUCUUAUUUUUUUUUUAUUUUUUUUUUCCUUUUGAAGCCUGUUCCACGCACAUACUAUUUUAUUUUUUAUUAUUUAUUUAAAGGGACACUAUAGUCACCUGAACAACUUUUAGCUUAAUGAAGCAGUUUUGGUGUAUAGAACAUGCCCCUGCAGCCUCACUGCUCAAUCCUCUGCCAUUUAGGAGUUAAAUCCCUUUGUUUAUGAACCCUAGUCACACCUCCCUGCAUGUGACUUGCACAGCCUUCCAUAAACACUUCCUGUAAAGAGAGCCCUAUUUAGGCUUUCUUUAUUGCAAGUUCUGUUUAAUUAAGAUUUUCUUAUCCCCUGCUAUGUUAAUAGCUUGCUAGACCCUGCAAGAGCCUCCUGUAUGUGAUUAAAGUUCAAUUUAGAGAUUGAGAUACAAUUAUUUAAGGUAAAUUACAUCUGUUUGAAAGUGAAACCAGUUUUUUUUUCCAUGCAGGUUCUGUCAAUCAUAGCCAGGGGAGGUGUGGCUAGGACUGCAUAAACAGAAACAAAGUGAUUUAACUCCUAAAUGACAGUGAAUUGAGCAGUGAAAUUGCAGGGGAAUGAUCUAUACACUAAAACUGCUCUAUUUAGCUAAAGUAAUUUAGGUGACUAUAGUGUUCCUUUAAAAAAAUUCUGGCAUAUGGUGGCAGUACCUAUGGGUUGUGCCUCCUAAAUUGGGACAAGCAUCUACAAGAUAGGAAUUAAUUAAAAGUCCCUCCUCUUUAUCCCAUAAAGGGCUUCCCCCAGCAAACCCACCUGAGUUCUUCCUUGUCCCAGCACGAGACGAAUCAAGCUUCUACUUGAGGUGAGGCACACUGGUUGAUGUCUGGGGGAGGGAGCCCGAUAGCCGCCCGGGUGGUAGGCUGAACGGCAUGGCUCUGUCCAUGGAGGUCCCGAAGCCCUUUCAGUUAUUUAUGUUGUGCCGUGUAUGUUAUGGCUUUGCGAUUAUGGGUGGGCCAGGGGACACCUUCAUGAUGCUACAGGCCCUGUGCACUGCGGUGGAACGCACGUGGUGUUGCGUUCCACUGAAAUUCCAGGUACGCCACUGCACGCGUGAACCGGAUCUUUCAGGAAAUGAUUCUGGAUUUGAAUCCAUGGGCGCAUAAAUGCUGUGCGGUUUCCCUCUGGCAGCUAAAUGCUGGUCAGAAAGGAGUCUCUGUGUCACCAGCCCCCCACACGGCUCAAAGGGUUUUGAGGUAAAAUUUUAAAAAUCUUUACUUUGAAUAUCUUGGCUUUCUGUUAAACGGUUUAGGGUCUUAAAGGUAUAUUUCUGUUAUGUUUCAGAUAUGUCUAGCCCUCAGCAAAAAUAGACAUGCCUACUCCUGCAACUAGGAAGGCCUCAUCCAAAGCCAAACAUUUAGUUUGCAAUGAUUGUUCCACCCCCCUACCGCAUGGCACUAGGAGUAAAGUGUGUAAUCAAUGUGCAGCAAUGUCUUUGGAAAAAUCCAAACAAAAGGAUAUGCAAUCGUUCUUGUCCUGGUUUUAGGAUAUCCUGGCUCAGACUUUGGAUUAUUUUAAAGAGUCACAUGAGGUUUCUGCUGCAGUGCCUGAGGUAGUCCUUAGAGGCAGGAAAAGCAGGAGGUCUUCUUCUAAUUCUGACAUGUCUUCUGACGAAUGUUCGUCUACUGCUGACUCAGAGGUUUCUAGUUCAUCAGCUUGUGUGGAGUCUGGGUUCCCACCUGAUGAACUAAGGAAGUAAAUCAGUUUGUUGCAGGAAGAUACUGCUAAGGGCAAGAAAGGUUUCCCUGUACCUCAAGUCCUAGUUGACCUUCUUUAUAGGGAAUGGGAUAACCUGGAAAAGCGAGCCUUUAUCUCCCGGCAUUUUAAGGAAUUGUUCAAGAUUACGGAUGAUGCUAGAUGGGACGAAUUGCCUAAAGUGGAUAUCCAGGUGGCUCAGCUUUCUAAAAAGACCACUAUUCUGAUAGGGGAAGUAGCGGCUUUAAAGAAUCCUAUGGACUAGAGGGCAAAGACCUCCUGCAGGCAUGCUUUCCAGUCGACCGGUUUCCAAUGUAAAGCUUUGCUGGCAGGGGCAGCAAUAUCCAGCGCUAGUAACUUGAGGUUGCAAUCUUUAGAGGAGAUGAUGUUGGACUCUCCAGACAAACAACUGGUUAGGUUGCUACAACAUUUGAAAUUGUCUAAUACAUUUAUUAUGGAUAUGAUGAAUUAAGUGCUCAAGUUGGCUUCCAGAAUCAUCGGCUUAUCUUCAGUUUCCCGCAGAGCCUUGUGGCUUAGAGCCUGGACGGCGGAUACAGCCUCAAAAUCGGUCCUCUGUUAACUCCCAUUGGAAAAACAAAAGCUGUUCGGGUCUACCUUAGAGGAGAUCAUUAAACAGAUGUCUGAGAUGAAAAAAGCCCUUCCUCAAGACAAGAAAUUUUCUUGGAAGCCUGUUUAUAAAAAUUUCCAGUAUAUGAAUAGAAGAACUUACCAGGAUAGGCCUCAUUAUUUUCCAAAAAGAGGAAAAAAAUCUGAGGUUUGAGGAGAAAAAAAGGGGAUAGAUCUGACAAGAGUAGGAGGCAGAAUCCAGCAUUUCUUCAAAAGAUGGGAAGAAACUAUAAGCAGUCCAUGGAUUCUAAAUCUGGUAAAAAGAGGGUACCGAUUGCACUUUCCAAACCUGCCCAAAACAAAAUUCCUCACUUCCCUUUAUCUAGCCUUCCAAAAAUCAGAAGCUCUGUUUGCAGAAGCGGUUCUGCUAUUAAAAAAAGGGGUCAUAGAAAAAGUUCCGGUGACCCAGGAAUUUCAAGGGGGUCUACUCAAGUCUCUCUUCCUAAUCUCGACACCAGACCAUUCCUUUCGGCCGAUCCUAGAUUUAAAAAAUGUGAACGAGUUUCUUCGUUACCAAAGGUUCAGAGUGGAAACCAUUACUUCUGUGACUCAAAUUCUUUGGAAAGGGGAUUUUAUGGUAAAGCUUGAUCUCAAGAAGAUUCCUGAGAUUCGCCAUAAAAAGGGGAAAAGGUAUUUUACAUUUCCAGUUCAAAACCCUCCUUCGGUUUGUCAUCAGCCCCAAGAAUAUUUUGAAAAGUUCUUACGCCCAUAACAGGUUAUCUAAGGGAGCGGGGUGUCAAGCUCAUUCCCUACUUGGACGAUUGACUGCUUACAGCAAAUUCCAGAAGUUUGCUGUUGGAAAAGGUUCGGUUCACAAUCCAAGUGCUUCAGAAACACUGUUGGAUACUGAACUUAAAGAAGUCGAUUCUACUUCCUUCAAGAAAAAUAGAAUUCCAGGGAUUUGAGAUAUGUUCAAGAACGUUAUCUCUACAUCUGACUAUAGACAAAACAAAGACAAUCCAGAAGAAAGUGCCCGAUUAUUUACAGAAAAGAGAUUAUUCUUCUAGAAGACAGGCAAUGAGUGUUCUGGGAUAUCUAACCUCAUCAAUUCCCGCAGUCAAAUGGGCAAACUCAGAAAUCAGGCCUUCAGUGGGAAACUUCUCUUCUUGGUCAAAAAGAGAGGAAGACUUAGAUUUAUAUCUCCUCAGGUGAAAGCUUGGUUAAACUGGUGAAAAACUUUACGUUUCCUUUCGGCAGGUCUAACCUUCAGACCGAAAGAAUGGGUGGUUGUCACCACAGAUGCGUCAAACUUAGGCUGGGCCGCUCCUCUAAAUUUGUUAAUGUGCCAAGAUACUUGGUCCACAGAAGACAAAAAAAGGUCAACAAAUUAGAGAAUUGAAGGCCGUUUUUCAUGCCCUUCACUGAUUCAGAUCUUGGAUAGAAAAGAGGCCCGUAAGAAUACAGUCAGAAAACAACACAGUGGUCUUACAUCAACAGACAAGGUGGCACCAGAUUCGAAAGUCUGUUUCGGCUAUGCACCGACAUUAUGUGCUGGGCUCAGGUUCACUUAGGCAUCACGUCUGCCAAAAGAGUAGGGGAACUUCACGCUCUUUCUUCAUUGGACAAAUUCAUUAUAUUCCAUGAAGAUAAGGUAGUGCUCCAUACUAAGCCUUCAUUCCUUACGAAGUUUAUCGCUUCUAGAGCUGUUAAUCAGCCCAUCGUUUUACCUUCCUUCUGCAAUAAUGCCACCUUGCCGCAGGAACUAAAAUGGCAUAAAUUGGAUGUUAGAAGAGCUCUAUAGAUCUACCUUUCAAGAACUGCCGAUUUAUAGAAAAUCUGAUCACCUGUUAAUUUCCAAGGGAAAUUUAAAGGGGAAAGAGCCUCUCGUAAUUCUAUCUCUCGUUGGUUGAUACAAUCAAAAUGGCGUAUGCUUACAGUAACCUUCCUAUACCUACUUUUCUUAAAGGACAUUCCACAAGAGCAAUGUCCACAUCAUGGGCAGAAAAGGCUAUUGCAUAACCCAAAGAAAUUUGCAAGGCGGCCUCUUGGUCAUCGUUCAAAACCUUCACCAGGCAUUACAGGCUAGAUGUAUUCUCAUCCGCUGAAGCUGCAUUUGGGCGUAAGGUACUUCAAGCAGUUGUGGCGUAAUGCCCACCCAAUGGCAAUCUUGCUAUAUCCAACAGGUACUGCCACCAUAUGCCAGAAAAAAUAGAAAUUUUUACUUACAGUAAAUACUUUUUUUUUUUUUUUUUUUCUUAAUCUGGUGGCAGUACAAUACUCCCUCCCUUUGAAUUAAAAAUGUAUUUGUUGUAUUUGACUUGUGUGGUGUGUUUUCUUGCUACGACUGAGGUGGGUUUGCUGGGGGAAGCCCUUUAUGGGAUAAAGAGGAGGGACUUUUAAUUAACUCCUAUCUUGUACACACAACCCACAGGUACUGCCACCAUAUUAAGAAAAAAAUAAUUUAUGGUAAGUAAAAAUUUGUUGGUUUUUUUCCUCCAUAAAUUUUGGUUAUGCACACGAUCCACAGUUUCCGAAUUAUGUAUGGUGUAUUGUUUCACGUGCAGUUGAACUGUAAACUUCCUCUUUUUGUUUUUGUUUUUUUGGCUUUCUGCUGAGACAGGAUAUUAAAAAAGGAAUGGGAAAUUAUAGCGAAACUAUCUUUCUAUCUUUCUAUUUCUUAAUAAAGAGAACUACUGCUUAAACAAAUCCAGGGGACAGGCUCUUUUUCUACUAAGAAAAAGUGUGCCUUUCCUGCAGCUUUUACCGGUAAGUAGGAUGAAAAAACCCCCAUAAAACUUGCCUGUAAUCCAGCACUGGACCUUCCCCUCUCCACAGCUGCUGUGCAUGUGGAUAUGGCACAACAGGAGAUGUCCGACCUCUCAGGGUGUAUCGUUAAAGGACCACUAUAGUGCCAGGAAAACAAAAUAAUUUUCCUGGCACUAUAUAGUCCUUGUUUCCCCCCCCCCCCCCCCCCCCCCACCCUAAGGGCCCCCUCCCACUGGGCUGAAGGGGUUAAAACCACUUCAUCCACUUAGCUUUAUCCAGCGCCAGUCUCCCUCAGCGCUGGUGACCUCUCCUUCCCCUCCAACGUGAGCUCCCAAGUGGAGCCGCAUGCGCGGCCAGAGCAGGCGUGCACAUUCAAACUACCCAUAGGAAAGCAUUACUCAAUGCUUUCCUAUGGACAUUCUGUGUGAUCAAUGCGAUUUUCGUAUUGAGCGUCGGGGAAGCGCCUCUAGCUGCUGUCAGGAAGACAGCUACUAGAGGCUGGAUUAACCCUGCAAUGUAAACAUAGCAGUUUCUAUGAAACUGCUAUGUUUACAUCUGAAGGGUUAAAAUCUGUGGGACCUGGCACCUGGGUGACUAUAGUGGUCCUUUAAGUCCCUUAAUAUGUAUUGAUCUGUACACUAUUAAAGUGAAGCUGACCUCAACUUUUCCUAUAUAAAGUUAACACUGCUGACCUUCCUACAUGUGCUGCUUUGAAAGAAACAGGGGCCUACAUGAACUUGACCACUUGAGGGCACCUGGUUUUAAGCGCACAAAAAAACCCUUUAAAUAGGCUGUUGGGGUGAUAAGAGCAUGGAGUAUUGGCCAGUGUCCCCUUUAGCCUUUACAGCCACCUCUACUUGACUACAUGAACAGUUGUAGAGAGUGUAAAACUCAAUGCUGUCCCAGCUCCUCCAGUGUCUGUGUAUGAGGCUGAACAGGAAGUAAAAAAAUCACUUUACAUCUGAAACGUGAUUUAACUCCUAAAUGUCAGACAAUUGAGCAGUGAGAAUGCAGGGGCAUAAUCUAUACUCCAAAACUGCUUCAUUAAGCUAAAGUUGUUUUGGUGACUAUAAUGUCCCUUUAAAGUAAAUGUGACCAAUGUAAUUUAUGUAACUAUGUAAUUGUUUAUAUAUAGUGUGAAUGCAUGUCUUCAUGUAGUGUGAAUGCACCCAUGUGCAAGUGUGUGUGUGAUGUUAAUGAAAAUCUGAUCACAUGGUGUUCUCAUGAUAAACUGAUACAUUUUGUCCUCAGUGUUUUGCAUCUAUUAUAUCACUCGAGGAAUCCUGCAAGAUAAUCGCAAUGAGCUCGGUGCCUUUAUAGUAUCUAUUUUACUGGAAAUUACCCGAUCUAUUGUGAAUUACGCUGUCCUUGCUGAUGAGCUAAAACCUGAGAUACUAGUAAGUUUAAUUUGCAUUUUUUUAUUUUAUUUUAAUUUUUCUGCAUGUGCAAAAGAAUAUUUGACUGGCCAGUUAUAUUGUUCCAAAGUUUCCUGCCUGCUACAUAAUGACAUGGAGCCACUGCAACAUUAUUGUGUGGUGCAAACUGAGUAGCUUCCAGUACAACCGUAUGUAAGAGAGCUAGCAAAAGGAAAGCUGCCGCGUCUCUAUAUUUGUGGUUUAUAUAUAAUCACAAACUGCCUAUUGUGGCAGGCUAUGCAAUGUACGAUCAUAUACUGUAAUUUACAUCCAAAUUACUUUUUUUUUUUUUCAAGUCAGAGAGAGAUAGAGGUGUGUUGCUUUCCAUCACAGAUUGCUAACUUUGGUUUUGUCAGAUUUUGCCAAAAAUCACCACUUGCAUGAGGGAAAUUAUCCCCUGCUUUCUCUUGUGUAUAUAUGUUCUGAUUGCAGUGAAUUUAAAAGGGACAUUACAGACCCUCUAAAGCUGAAGUAUGAUGUGCGAAGAUUGUGUUCUCCUAUUCACAGCAACUAUAUGUGCGUCCGUCACACAGACCUAGUAACAUUCAGUCAAAUGUUGCCAAAGCCCUAUAGGAAAGUAUUGACUCCACAGUUUCCUGUGGGGAAUUAAAAUUUUUUAAUUAAAUGUUUUUUGGUUUUUUUUUGUGAAUAAGAUUUUUAUUUAUCGUAAAGGCAAGCAUUUGAGGUAACACACAUGGACACGCAGGUCCAAAUCGGCAAAUAUUCAUAAGUCGCGUAGGACCAACAUAACCAACUUGUCAGGACGCGCAGGUCCCUAGUGAAAGAUUUAAGAAUGUCUUGUAUAGUGUAAUACUUCGUGUCAUCCUUCCAUGUUUCAGGUGUGAAGUUGUACUGGUUAGAGAUAAGCUUAACUAGUUUAAGCGCCCCACCCUCCCCCUUAUCCCCUCGCCACUCCAUCCUGAGCUGGUACGGACAUGUCGUUAUUCCCCCCAUUGGACACGCUUAAGAGGGGUUCGAGGAUCAUACCGUGGUCAGCAACAAUACCCUCUCAAGGGAAGUGUCCUGUGGGGAAUUAUGAAUGCACGCGUGCUGUUUGCAAGUUUAUUUAUUUUACUCUGGGUGGGGAACCUAUUUAGAGCUAUAGAGAGGGACACUAUAGCGUUGGUAAUACAAAUUUGAUUUCCUUUAUGCUAUAGUGUUCCUUUAACCUUGCUACACCCUCCUGGUUGUCAGCCACCCUUUUUUUGUUACUUCCUGGUAGUUUAACUCAGUGGAGCUAAACUCAAGAGGCCGCAAUUGAGCACCUGCCUUGCAAAGACUUCUCAUUAAGCUGCAUUGGGAAGUCUGUGAUUGGACAGCCACAGAAAGUCUGGGUGGGGUUAGAAGGGGAAGGCUUUUUUUUAUUUUUUUGUUUUUUUUUACAUCUACCCAAAUAAAAACAUGCAUAAUUAACUGAAUUAUUAUUGAAGCAUUUUUCAUGGAGGGUAUAGCUACUAACCAGUGAUUUUGUAUUUGGGCAGUGGAGUGUUCCUACCCAGAAUACAUACGUUUGUAGAUUGUAUAUUUAUGAAAAUGCAGCUUUAAAUUUGCUGCCAGUUUGAAUAUUCACAUCUUCCUACUCUGCUUUUCCACAAUUCCUUUCUCUCUCUCAGAAAAAAAAUAAUGGCAGUGCUGCAAUUUGGAGUCCUUGUGGCUUAAAAGACCACUCCACACCCAAAAAGGACUUCAGCUUGCUACCAUUAAAAAGACACUUUUUGUUAAAUAAUGAGCCAUGGACAGUUUUUAGUCAGUAGCCCUGUUGAUAAUCAGUGUUUCUAUACUUCUAUUUUACAUGCAUUUUUACUUUUUAUACAUAUUGUAUUUUUUUAUUUUUUUUUAUCGUUCUUGUGUUCCUCAGCCUCGAUUUGCUAUAAUCGUGUCGUGUGGAUUCGUUCUUGUUGCGUUCUCUUUGUGGCUGAUGAUCAAUGUGAAUAUGAUGCCGUUCCGUGUUUCGGGGGCUCUGGAGGAACAGCAGUUACAGUAUAAAAGGCUGAUCCGCUGUAUCUCCCUACUGACAUUUGAUCUGCAAGCUCAGGUACAGUAAAAAGCACGUUUUUAUUGUAUUAUUCCUUUUGCAAAUAGGAGGUUGCUCAUAGUAGAAAUUAGCUUUGAAAUCCUGUAAAACCACCUGAUAUUUAUUAUGGCUGAAAUAGCCUGCAGCCCUCCAGCUCUUGGGUACUACAAAAUCCCAUCAUGCUCUUCAAUUGCAAGCAUUGUAACCAUUUUACGGAGCUCUGUUGAGUUUUUGAUUUAAAGAAUAUUUAAUAAUUCUGUUUAUUGUUGAUUAGUAACUAUAAUCCAUAUGGUUAUUUUAAACAUGCACACCACUAAAUCAUUUUUACUGCGGGAUUUUAAUUAUUUUAUUUUUUAAAUUCUUUAUUUUUUCUUCUUGACAAAGAUAGCGAUAUAACAUUCGCAAAAAGGCUUGGGCAAAAGCCUAAUAAUUUGCAACAUAUACACACUGUUACACAAAUGAAACCAUUAGGCGUUACAUAUUUUACACUAGUGGUUAACUUUUUCUGCUACCCGUGAAGGGUAUUUCUUCUUUUUUGAGAUUCUUACUUGGCUAAUUCAUGCGUAAUCAUCAGUUGAGAGAUUGGACAUUUUAUUCAGUAAGUCACACACAUUACAGAGGACAGGGAGAGAGGGUACAUGCAGAUAGCAGGGUUUUGUUAGGUAGUUGUCCCCUCAACAGUUGGCCACCUAUCAAUAAGGCGUGUAGAUUUCGCAAGAUAUGGUCACUAGGAGCGACGUGAUCAUGCAAGAUCCGUCCUCCGGCUUGUGUGUGCCCCACAAUUCCAGGUCUCUGUUUGUUCCAGUACAUGUACAACCCCGAUUUUUCUGUGCGCUUAGUAUGCACGAACGAUUAUGUUUUGGAGUAUCUCCGCAGUAAAGGAAGAGUGAGAAAGAGAGGAGAUGGGGAAAGAGCAGAGGAGGGAUAGAGGUGGAGAGCAAGGAGGGGAGGAUAAGGAUAGCUUACCACAGCCAGGGGGAUGAGAGGCUAUAUUUUCAAAUCUCUGGUUUACUCAGCGGUUAGCAUAGUCUUCCCACGGUUCCCAGAUUUUGAGGAAGAGUGGGUAUGUGUCUUGCACCUGUGCUGUUAGUUUGUCCAUAAGGUGUGCCUCCUUAAUGUUGCGUGUCACCCUGUCCAUUUGUGGCAUGUCAACUUGGAGCCAUGUUUGUGUGAGUGCUCUCCUAGCUGCUAGGUUGAUUUGAUUUAGGAGUUUUUGCUCUCUGUUAAGUAGGUUGUCGAGUGGUUUAGCUAUAAGAAAAGUCCAUGGGUCUGGCUCUAUUGGUCUGUUCAGGAUCUCUGUCAUGAGUCUAGCUAUGUUAUCCCAGUACCGUACUACUUUUGCACAUGUCCACCACAUGUGCAAGUAUGUUCCCUUUUCACCACAUCCUCUCCAGCAUGUGUCAGAGGGUGUUUUUCCCAUUCUACAAAGUUUGACUGGUGUGGUGUACCAGCGCAUGAGUGUUUUGUAGCAUUGUUCCUGGUGUAGGACACAAAUGGAAGCCUUUGUCGUCGCCUCCCAGAUGUCCUGCCAUUCCCCACUCUCUAAGAUCUGGUGGAGUUCUGUCUCCCAUUGUGAGACAUAGGUAGGUGUUUGAGCCUCACUAGUCGAUGCACUCAGUUGUGUGUACAAGAGGGUGAUGAGGCCGGCACGUGGUCCGUCUGACAUACACAGUGUCUUGUAGAAGGUGGGUUUGACCUUGGCCGCCGCUCCAACAGAGGGGCCCCUGGCGAAGUCCCUAAGUUGGAGGUACCGAAAGUCGUCCCUAGUGGUCAGUGGGGCCAGGGUUUUUAGGUCAUCAAAGGUUCAGAAUAGGUGGUAAUUGCGGAAUAGGUGGUAAUUGCAUUGGAUCCCCGUGUCUUCCAGACCCCUAAAGUCUCUGGGACAUAAGCCGGGCGGGAAAGCUUUGUUGCGGAGUUAUGGGGUUAGUGGCGAAGUCGGGUGCGUAAGUGCAUAUUAACACGCUGUAAUGUCCCAGAUCCUGAUUGAGUUUAGGAUUGCAGGGCAUGUGGUGUGGAGCUCAGGUCUGUCGGUCUUUGGUACCCAGAUCCAGAACUGUGGGAGGUCGGUGCUCAUGAGAAGUGUUUCUAGAUCAACCGUCUGUGGGUAUCUGGUGGCGAGUGCCAUUCAACUAUUUGUGCCAGCUGGACCGACAGGUAAUAGAGGUGGAUGUGGGGAAGGCCAAGUCCUCCCCUGCUUUUUGGUGUGUAUAGGGUUUGUCUUGCUAUCUUGUGCUAUCCUUUUUUUUGCCCAUAUGAAGUUGUCUGUUGCUGUCUGCAAUGGUUUUUGGUCACCUUUGGUUACCCGAACCAGGAGUGCCUGGAAAAGGAACAAGAGGUGCGGUAACAGGUUCAUUUUGAUAGUGUGCAGCCUUCCUAUCCAUGAGAUGGGUUUCUCAUCCCACCUGUCAAGGUCCAUGAGUAGGGUGUGGAUCAGACAUUGAUGGUUUUCUGUGUAUAGGUCGACAUGGUUUGGGGUCAGCUUGACACCCAAGUAUUUAAUGGGCUGCGGACUGAUUUUUAAAUCUGCCGUUUUGUUUUAGCGUUUGGACGUCUGUGUCUGGGAUGCUGAGGGGCAUGCCAACUGACUUAUCUAGGUUUAUUUUAUAUCCCGAUACUACGUGUUAGGUUCCCAGUAGGUCUAGGAGGUAGGGGAUUGAGUCUCUCAGGUCAGUGAGAGUGAGCAGUAUAUCGUCCGCGUAAGACUUUAAAUACUUCCUCUGCCAUCCUUAUCCCCUUUAUGUUCGGGUUGACUCUUAAGUGCAGUAAGGGUUCUAGGGCUAUAAUGAACAAGAGAGGGGACAGAGGGCAGCCUUGGCGGGUGCCAUUCUUUGGCUCAAAAGGGAGCGGGGAUGCUCACGGCACCAUCGUUUGGGCUCUGGGAGUGGUGUAGAGGGCUUGGACUGCUGUGAAAAAUGUGGGAGGAAAGUGCAUCGCUGUGAGCAGCGCGAAUAGGUAGUGCCAUUCAAUUCUGUCAAACGCCUUUUCCGCGUCCAAGGAGAGGAUCAGAGAAGGCGUUUGCGUCCUACCUGCCCACCAAAUCAGAUCGGCUGCUCGUCCAGUGUCCAUCUUUGUUCAUCACCUGGCUAGAUUUGACAUGGUGUUGCUUUCUGGUUUCCCUUAACGUUCCUGACUCUGAGUUUGACUUGACUAGUUUGUGAGUUUGUACCGGACCAAAGUUGUCCCGACUUUGCUUUCAAUUAUUUAUGGCCUGUAUAUUUAAUUUAUUUAUAUAUAUAUUAUUGUAAAUUUAUUUUUUUUUAAUUUUUUUUUACUAUAAGCACUGAUGAUUCCAAUUUCAAGGUCAGGUGUGACACUUGUUGAUUAUUUUAGAUUAUGUCAACUGUACUUUUAUUUUCUCACUAGUGGAUUAAGUUAUAAAAUAUAGCUUAGCUACCUACUCACAUCUGCCACCCUCUCUUUCACUUGUGGGUUGUUGGGUUUUUAAAAAAAAAAAAAAAAAUUAUUUCCCCAUUGUUUUUGUCCUUUCAAGUCUACCUAAUAAAAUUAGAACACUUUUUAUUACACUUUUAAAACUUUUUUUUUAUUAUUAUUUAUUUAUUUGUGUAUAUCUGUCCGGUAAUGUGUGAAUUGAGUUCUUUAGGGCCGAUCAUGUUUUUUAACUUAGUUAUUGCCCUAACUUAACCUGUAGAUUAAAGCUGUCACCACAGAGCAUCAGUCUCCUCAGUUGUUCCAUCUGACCGGUGCAUUUGUACUAAGCAUACUUUCAAUUAUGUUAAUUCUAGAUCUGCUUUUUUUUCCCUGUUGUGUGUGUGUGUGUGUGUGUGUGUGUGUGUGUUUUUUUUUGUUAUUUUUUAAGCUAAUGGUCUAAUAUUUUAUCACUCAUUUCCCUCAAGAACUGACGUAAAUUGCUUUUGUCCACAUCCUGAUAUCCAGUAAAUAAGCAAUGCUUUUAUCACAUUAGUAAAGUGAUCCUAAGUUUAUCAAAUCCUUAUGCCCUCCGUAAUCUGUGUAUAUCGCUAGCAAUCAAUGUAAGUACAUAUCUGCCUCUGGGGUGCCGUGAGACCGUAAAGGUUGUAUCAGGUCGAGCCUUGUGUAGAAAGAAAACUUUUCUUCAACACCAUUACAGACAAUCUAGAGAUGAUGCAAUUGAGUUUCUGAGAUAAACUAGCUAGGAUAAUACGGAAAGGAUUUGCGCUGCCUUGAAUUGGCUGCAGAUCUUCAUAUUUAAUAGCAAUCUAUGGCAUUCUGUCCUAUUAAUAAUGCAGUUUAAUGUUUCACGCAUGGUAGUUGGCUGGCUCAAGACCCUGAAUAUUUUUAGUUGCAUACAGAUGUGGUCUGUGCAUAUCCUUCACUUCUAAAUUUACUUUAUUUAAAGGGACAUUUUAAGCCAAUAGCUACAGCAGCUUAUUGUAGCGUUUAUGGUGCAGCUAGUCUUUGGGGGCAGUCUUAUUGGGGCUCCCCAAAACCCAGUCCCUUGAGGCAGUCAGAAAAAUGCAAACACCUGCUCCCCCCAUCUGGCUUGCAUUUACAUUAUUAAUACAAUUGUGAAUAGCCGUGAUCAUCUGCAAAUACUGGUUUAAGCCACCCUUGGCAUUCAAAUUGUGAGUCCAAACGUAGAGAGAGAGAUAGAUAUAUAUAUGUAAUUUUUUUUAAAUUUUUUUUUUUUUAAUUAAGUACAUAAUCUUGGUAGGCACAAAGGUGUGGAUGCUGGGAGAGUCCAGCAUACUUGAAAGCUCUUUGCACCAUAACCACUACAACAAUCUGUUGUGUUUAUGGUGUUUUAGAGUUUCCCCUUAUUAGUUUUGCAGAAGCAGAAAUGUUUACAGUGUUAAUACACCUCUAGUGAGUUUCUUCUAAACAGCCGCUGGAGGCUUUUCUGGGUUGAAAAAUAAGUCCUUCUCUGCUCUCAAAUAAAGGCAGCAUUUUAUUGGCGCAGUGUGGCGAUCGGCUUCCCUGGGGAAGCACUGGAUUGGCUGAGAUAUUAAAGAUUGAUAAUCUUUGCCAAUGAGGCAGGGCAGACAUGGGGAGAGCUGUGCAGCGAGCGAGAAAAGGUAAGCCCUCUUAAACACCUACAGGAUACUAUUCAAUACUUCAUUCAUCUCGCAGUUACAUUUUCUCUCAUUUUUAUCUCAACAGCUGUGCCUUUCAGUGCUGGUUUUAUUUUCUGGCGUCUAUAAAAUCAACCUGCUUCACAGCGUCUUACUGAGCAUUGGACUGAUCUGGGCCUGUAUCAAGGUUUCUGUUGGUAUCAUUGGUGUAAGUGUGUCAGUUUAAUUGCGUUCUAUUCAGAAUGUCGUGUAAAACGUUUUCUGUUCUGUACUGAAACAAAAAGGUUUCUAUGAUAAAGGCACUUCCUACUACACAAAUAAAAUGUAUAUACAUUUAAAAAAUUUUUUUUUUUUAUUAAUGAAACAAACCAAAUUAAAUUGGCAGCUCACCACACAAAGUGUAUCCUUCAAUAUCCUUUUUAAAGAAACAACAAAAAACAAAGGAUUGGUGAAGUGCUUAUAAAAGUGUUUCUCUCACGAAUACUCUGUGGAAAAAAUAUUCACACCACGCUAAAAUGGGGGGGAAAAAUCACUAUCAGACACAAAAUAUCUGCCGAAUAUACUUGCCUACCCAUUGGGAGGAGUGGGGUAGGUGUGACUUUUAAGUUGCUGUUAUAGAACAAGCUUUUAGUUCUCAUUCUCGCAUUAUAUGCAGUAUAAUGUAAAGAGGAACUUCUCAUUUACAUCUUGUCCAACUUCAGUGGAUGAGUGUCAGCAAAUUUAUAAUGUCCAACUGAGGAUAACCCUCAAAAACCACUAAACCCCUUGUCAUACAAUCCCUGAAAACCCCUUGUCACAACCUUCCCCCUCUCUGUAGGGGGGGGGAGGAGUGUGUGUGUGUGUGUGUGUGUGUGUGUGUCUGCCAGUACAUUGUAUUGACCUCUCUGUCUCUCAAUCUACAAUGUAGUGCUCAUUUACAUCCGGGUGUAAUGUUUUGGGCUACCACAUGAGGGCGGAAGUGUUGUGCAGUAUCUCCGGUUUACAAGGCCUUGCAGACAGAAGAACUUUUUUUUAAAAUGAAUUUAUUUUUAUUCAAUUAUAGAGCUAGGUUUAUUUGUGAGUACGGGACUGUGUAGCUAAUGAAUGUAUUGCUUACAAUUUAAAGAGUAAACCUAUCAGAAGUGUUGCCUGGAUAACAGAAUAACAUUCCAUGGGAGGCACAGUGGAUGCAAGUGCGCAAUAAAAGUCUGCACAACAUGAUACAUUUGAAGGUCUUAGUAAAUAUAAUUGCAGUAGAAAAAUAAAUAAUAAUAAAAAUAUAUAUAUAAUUACAAAAUUCAAAAAUAGUUCAUAAUAAUACUAUGGUUCUUGAAACAGAUUAAACUUUUAAAAGAACAAACAUACUAAAUCUAACCGGCUUUGGACAUUUCUCCUCAAUUUUCAGACGGAGCACUUUUUCUUUUUUUCUUCUCCCAGGUCUAACAGCAUUAUUUACUAAAGUAAGAUUUCAAAGUGAAUUUCAGACUUCAGGCCAGAGUAGCUGAAUGGAAAGCAUAGCUGGUUUAGAGAAUUUUUCCAGUUUGGCUGUCUAGACCUUAAAUUUGAAAUUAACUCUGAAUUUUCACUUUAGUGAAUAACGUGGUAAGGAGAAUGCGGAGACGUUCACUGGACUAUACAGACUUGUUCACAGAGGAACAAACUUCAGGUCUACAAGUGCAAAACUUGGCAAACCCCUGAAUCUGCCAAGCAUUUGAAACAAUCAGAUGUCUCUGUAUAAUUCUUUUCAGUGUUCUUUACUUGUUCCUUGUAUGUUCUCAUUGUGCUACUUGGAAUCCUGACGCACUCGUUCUGCUAAAACAAAAUGUGUACAAGUAGUGUUUCUGGAUUUUUUAUUUUUAUUUUUUUAAACGUUUAUUAAUGAUGGCACUAACUAUGGCUGAUUUUAAUUUACAGAUUUUAAGAGAGAUUAAAUGUCUCGUAUGGAUCUUUCUGCUGCAAAAUAUACCAGAACUGGCUUAUCUGUGCUAUCUGCUCUACAAGGUAAAGGGUUAAAUUGCGUGACUUGCAGGAUAAAUUUCAUGAUUUUUUUUUUUAUCUAUUUAUCAUGGUGAAUUAUUAAGCAGUAGGUCCAUUCAAUAUGAUGUUGUCCACAUUACACUGUAUGUACAUCAUGUUGCCCCAUUUGGUCUGUGUUCCUCUUUUGUGGCCCUGUAUCUCUCCUGUGGUCCCUCUUGAAUGGGUGUAUUUAAUUUAUCGUUUCUGGGGAUUUGAAGGGGGGAAUUAUCCUAAAAGGGAUUAAAAUAUUUGGUGAGUAAAUGUAAUUACACGGGGGUAGGGAUUUUAGAUAAAAAAAAAAAGAUAUAUUUUUUGCUGUUUAGUGGAUAGGUGAGUGCGCUGGAUCUUGUGUUUUGUAUUAUUUUGCCCCCAGCAGCACCCCCAUUUAUGCAUGUUCAGGUGAGUGCAGCCAAUGUAUUACCACAAUGUAGUGGUAUGGCCAGAUCGUGGGCCUUUAAAACAAGAACCUACCCGACACUCUGCAGAGGGUAUAUUUAAACGAAAAAGAUGACGGUUAUUAUCCGUUGGACGGUAGCUUUUACAAGCACGCAAGCCGUCAUCUUUUUCGUUUAAAUAUACCCUCUGCAGAGUGUCGGGUAGGUUCUUGUUUUAAAGGCCCACGAUCUGGCCAUACCACUACAUUUCAGUCAGACGUUUAUAUAUCAAAUCUCAUGUCCACAGGUAAACAUCUCGAGACUCUUACAGUCGCUGGUUACUUCUACCUUGACAGCUCAGCCUGACUCACAUAUCAGGUACUACGCCAGAACCCAUUACUUUCCGUGUUCUGAGGGGUACUGAUCCUAGGUUACGUGACCCAAUUAGGAAAAAAAUUCUGGUCUUAAUCCAUAGGCUAGUGGUCCUGCGAGACCAACACCCCCAUGCUCAUAGUCUGAGGAAUACACCCCUCGGGCCAAAUCAAUCAAAGCUAGCCGUCUUGCAUGGUUGCAUAGAGAGGGCCUCACUUAGCACUCCCAUUCUAUCUUAUGCUUUAAACUGCCACCGAGAGGCCAACACCCCGCCACAACGUUCGGUGGCCUCAUACGUUCCCCUCGGGCCCACGCAUAGGUAGCGCCUCUCAAGCCGCUUGGCAAUUAGCAGGGACUCAUCUGUCACUAUCAUGAAGUGUAAUCGUUGCGGCAGCCAUUGCUUGGGGACCAUAUUGGUCUGGCCACGCGGUCAGGUGCUACUCAGAUAAUAUGGCUACAUGCCAUAUUGUCAAUAAAGGCCGAUCGGCAUCACUGGUCAUUAUGAGACUACUAAGGCGUCUCACAUGGGUAGCGGCCACGUGUCAAUUCUUUAUAACAUGCAUACACAUUCCGGGGUACACAAACACUUCUGCUGAUCACUUGUCUCGGUUUCGUUUCCAGGCUUUCCUCUCGACACUACCCAACGCUUCCAGACGAGCGACACCUGCACCUCUAUUCCAAGAUAUGAUAAUGGAUUAAAGACCUUGUUAGAUCACGCACGUCACAUUUCUCAUAUAGCACUCUCCGUAAACACUAGGGACACUUAUGAUAGGGCUUUUCAAGUAUUCAAAAUAUUUAUCACAGAGUUUCACGUUCACGACAUGUUUGCGUUAGAAACGAUUUUGGGUUUUACUUCUUUUUGCCACAUUAACCUUAAACUAUCCUUUAAUACUAUUAAACUAUACCUUACCGGCAUCCAGCACCAUAUGCUUAUCCAACAACCUAGCACUACGGGUUUUUUGACAUCAUAUCAAAUAAUAACAUUACUUAGAGGCAUUAAAAAAUUAGAUACACAUGUUCCCUCACAAAGACUACCCAUAGACAACAACAUAUUCCACUCUCUAUCCAACCUAUUAGAUUCAUCUCCUUUUGAACCCAUGACCAAUAACACAAUCAAAACAGCCCUAUAUCUCGCUUUUUACGGGUUCUUACGGCCCAGUGAAUUUACAACCACGACCAUCACCGCACAUGACUACCUUAGAACUAAUGAUUUACAAAAAAAUACCGACCAUUACAUUCUCUCUAAGACAAUAAAAAACCAGCACCGAAGGACACAUUAUUCAAAUUCCUCUGUACCCUACUCACAAUAUAUGGUGCCCAGUAAAAGUUUUGGACACUUAUUCACUUAUUCAGUCCAAAAACAACCCCAACAGCCUUUGUUUGAACUGCAUUGACACACUCUGACCACAGCUAAAUUCAUGCUAUACAUACGACUACUGUUGACCAGGAUCGGCCUAAACCCCAAUCAACCACCACUCCCUCUAUUCAUAACACCCUCUAAGGUGGUCCCACUUUUAUUACAGGCCUACUGCUUUGUUGGUUCCGGCACACCACAACAAACUGGUGCUAACUUAUGGAUAUUAUGAUUAUAUUAUGCUAAGAUUUCUCUGUUCGGCCAUAUUGCCCCGACUACAAAUAUAUAUAUACAGUUGCAAGAAAAAGUAUGUGAACCCUUUGGAAUGAUAUGGAUUUCUGCACACAUCUAAGUCACAACAAUAGACAAUCACAGUCUGCUUAAACUAAUAACACACAAAGAAUGAAAUGUUGCCAUGUUUUUAUUGAACACACCAUGUAAACAUUCACAGUGCAGGUGGAAAAAGUAUGUGAACCCUUGGAUUUAAUAACUGGUUGAACCUCCUUUGGCAGCAAUAACUUCAACCAAACGUUUCCUGUAGUUGCAGAUCAGACGUGCACAACGGUCAGGAGUAAUUCUUGACCAUUCCUCUUUACAGAACUGUUUCAGUUCAGCAAUAUUCUUGGGAUGUCUGGUGUGAAUCGCUUUCUUGAGGUCAUGCCACAGCAUCUCAAUCGGGUUGAGGUCAGGACUCUGGGCCACUUCAGAAGGCGUAUUUUCUUUUGUUUAAGCCAUUCUGUUGUGGAUUUACUUCUAUGCUUUGGGUCAUUGUCCUGUUUCAACACCCAUCUUCUAUUGAGCUUUAGCUGGUAGACAGAUGGCCUUAAGUUCUCCUGCAAAAUGUCUUGAUAAACUUGGGAAUUAAUUUUUUCUUCGAUGAUAGCAAUCCGUCCAGGCCCUGACGCAGCAAAGCAGCCCCAAACCAUGAUGCCCCCACCACCAUACUUCACAGUUGGGAUGAGGUUUUGAUGUUGGUGUGCUGUGCCUUUUUUUUGCCACACAUAGUGUUGUGUGUUUCUUCCAAACAACUCAACUUUGGUUUCAUCUGUCCACAGAAUAUUUUGCCAGUACUGCUGUGGAACAUUCCGGUGCUCUUGUGCAAACUGUAAACGUGCAGCAAUGUUUUGUUUGGACAGCAGUGGCUUCCUCUGUGGUAUCCUCCCAUGAAAUCCAUUAUUGUUUAGUGUUUUACGUAUUGUAGAUUCGCUAACAGGGAUGUUAGCAUUUGCCAGUGACUUUUGUAAGUCUUUAGCUGACACUCUAGGAUUCUUCUUCACCUCAUUGAGCAGUCUGUGCUGUGCUCUUGCAGUCAUCUUUACAGGACGGCCACUUCUAGGGAGAGUAGCAGCAGUGCUGAACUUUCUCCAUUUAUAGACAAUUUGUCUUACCAUGGACUGAUGAACAGCAAGGCUUUUGGAGAUACUGUUAUAACCCUUUCAAGCUUUAUGCAAGUCAACAAUUCUUAAUCGUAGGUCUUCUGAGAGCUCUUUUGUGCGAGGCAUCAUUCACAUCAGGCAAUGCUUCUUGGGAAAAGCAAACCCAGAACUGGUGUGUGUUUUUUAUAGGGCAGGGCAGCUGUAACCAACACCUCCAAUCUCAUCUCAUCUCAUCUCAUUGAUUGGACUCCAGUUGGCUGACCUCUCACUCCAAUUAGCUCUUAGAGAUGUUAUUAGUCUAGGGGUUCACAUACUUUUUCCACCUGCACUGUGAAUGUUUUUUGCAAUGGCCAUUAAAGUGUAAACUCAUAUGCCACAUUAAAGCAAACACCUUAGGUGAGUCUUACACUAACAAUGCACCUCGCUGUGUUCAGCUAAAAGGUAAAAUCGCUAAAGAGACUAAAGUGGUAUUUUUAUGAACUGCUACACACUUAUUAACCCUUCAUAUGAUACAAAUGUGGUGGGCGACUGUAAUGUGUGAUACAAACACACAAAAUGAAACCCUUAGCUUAGACUCCCACUACUACUACCCAAAUACAUAGAACUAAAUCAAGUAAAGCUACUGUUAUUUAAAUGUGCUUUAAGAUUUAGGCUAGUGUGUUUUUCUCCUGUGUGUGGCUUUGUGUUUAUUAUUUAAUUUUUUUUUUUUAAUGUAUUUGGCCCAUAAAGGAUUGAGACUCUGGCCAAAAGAAAUUGACUUUAUAUUGUCUACUUGUACUGUUCACAACAUGCUUUGUACUAACUGUCAGAAGGCAAAUAUCUGGAGUCGUUGAAGACAGAAGAAAGUAGCCCAUAGCUGUUUUUUUUAUCUUGUUAAUAAUAACAGUGUGCCUCUGAAUGCUAGGACCCCAUAUACCUGAUUAGUCACAGCUCUGCGGGUUUUCACAUUUGUAGAGAUAAUGACCUAGCUUGUGUUUUUCUCCCAUUAGCUGUCCGUAGAUUGGGGCAGUGGGGAAUCGUACACUCUGGAAGCUACAGCAGUGGUUGGCUCCAUUAUGUCGGUGACUAUUAAAGUUGUCUUAUCCUGGCACCUGUACCAUGUCUACCGCAGCUUUGGCCAAGGACUGAGGGAGAGAAGUAAGUGCAUGAACAAUGCAAUAUUUAAUUAUGUGGACUUUAUGGUGGGUUUGUUAAAUGCACAACUCACACUGACAAUUACCCUUGUACUGUUCUCCGUCCAAUGAGAAUGGAGAUUAAAAAAUAAAUAUAUCAUUUUUUUUUUUUUUUUUAAAUCUAUCUAUCUUCAGGUACAAUGGUUAAAGGGAAACUCCAGUGCCAGGAAAACAAGCCGUUUUCCUGGCACUGCAGGUCCUCUCUCACUCCCACCUCCCAAUCCCCGGUAGCUGAAGGGGUGAAAACCCCUUCAGGUCACUUACCUGAGACCUCCGCUGAUGUCCCUCGGCGGUGGUUUCAGGUCGCGGCCGCUGCUCCUCUUCCUUACGUCAGCCGUUGGGAGAGACUAAUCCCGCCUGCCGGCUGAGGAAACCAAUGCCGCGCAUGCGCAUUAGGGCUCUCCAUAGGAAAGCAUUGAAAAUGCUUUUCAGUGCUUUCCUAUAGGGAAUUUAGCGACUCUGGAGGUCCUCACACAGCAUGAGGACGUCAAGCGACACUCUAGCACAUAUUUUCUGUGCUAUAAUCCAGGAGGUGCCCUCUAGUGGCUGUCUGGUAGACAGCCACUAGAGGAGGAGUUAACCCUGCAAUGUAAUUAUUGCAGUUUAUGGAAAAACUGCAAUAAUUACACUUGCAGGGUUAAGGGUAGUGGGAGUUGGCACCCAGACCACUCCAAUGGGCAGAAGUGCUCUGGGUGCCAACAGGCAGUUUAAAAUUUAAAUCGUUAAGGAGGAAAAAUACGAGUUAUUUAUUCAUUUUAAUAUUCAACGGUGCAAGCCAGGAUACCAGUGCAUCCCUAUAGCGUUAUAAAUCCGCAAUCUACCAAAAGCACAAUGGGGAAGAUGGUAUUACCAGAUCUAAGGGUGGCCGGACUUAGUUCUUGGGAUGGAAAUGAAAUCUGAACCUAAACUAAAUCUAAUGCAAACUGGGCCAGGAAAAGAAGCCAAACAUAUAGGGGACACGCCAUACACUGAGUCAGGGAUGGCGCCAAGUCUGGUACACUAUAACUAGAAAUGAACAAACUCAGGGUCAAGGUUGUAGCCAAUAAGUAAUCGGAAAUUAGGAAAAGUACUAACAAGCUCGUAAAGGGCUUAGAGAAGCCACAAAAUGGUUCAGAUCCAAAGAUCACUGGAAUUUAUAGUUUUGUCAUUUUCGCAUGCGCACUGCAUCAGUAAAGACGCCAACACCCAUAAAGUGGUAAAACGCUCGAAGAUCACUUCUUUUGUCACUUUACGUUUGUUUGAUCCAGAAUGACGUGACCUAGUAAAAGUUUUGCAAUGUCUCAAACUGCUUUGAUUGUGGUCAGAUUGACAAAGCUGCAUCAAUAUUAGAGCUAGGUCAUUGGAUCGACACCAGUGCGCCAGAAUGGGUGAGUCUCCUUACAAUGCCAUUUUUUUACAUAUUUUUUUUCCUCGAUUUACAUUUAUUAAAUUCUAUCACCACGUAUCCUGACCACCGCUCCAAACGUGCUCCAGAAUAAAUCUUAAUUUGCAAACAAAAUACACAAAUGUCUUCUUGGCUAGUAAAUCCUUUUGCCUUGAUCUACAGGGUCACUUUUGGUUUGUUCUUUGCUGUAAAUGUUGUACCACAAUGGAAUUAAGAAGGCGUCCUGCUUAUCUUGCCAUUAAAAAUGUAUUGCACUAGGAAGAUGUUCUGCCAUAGAUUCAGAAGUCUUUACUUGAUACUCAUGGACACGCGGGUUGGAAAGGCAGGAGCUGUUUAUCAGUUGAAUUCUGACCUAUUAAAUUUGGUCUGGAGACAGACCUCUGUGGAUCAGGAGAGAUAUGCUCGUUCCGGGCUAUUGUACCAGAAGUUAUGUUCUCAGAUCUUGAAUGUUUGGUAGGGUGGGGGAGACACUUUUGUAGCAGAUAGGAUGGGUGGUCUCCUGGAGGUUUGAAAUUUCUUGAGCAUAAGCUUUACGAAUAUAGUUCUCCUGUUGUUGUUGUGUGUUUGUUUGUUUUUUGUGUGUGUUGGUUUUUUUUUUUUUGGUUUUUUUUUGGGGGUGGAAGGGGGUGGGUUCAGGCAAAUCAUCUUCUUGCCACUCAUUAUUUUAUUUUUUUUUCUCUUAUCUAGUGUUUUCGUCUUAUGAUCAAAUCGAUUCCUGAAAAGCAUUUUGUGAAACCCAUCACAUUUGCUUUGCUUCAUCAUUUUCUCCAUGAAAUAGACUCUCUGGCCAAUGUCUACACUAACACAAGUGGUAAGAAAUAGCGGUCACUGCACUCCAGAAUCCUGCACCAAGAACCAAAAGGGAAUAUUAUGGAUGUAUAAUCAAAGAAUUCUUUGCUCACAAGUACACUUUAUAUUUUGUUGAUGACAAAAGCCUGCACAAAUGUGUAUAAUAAAAUACAAACCAAGAUGUAUAGUUUUGAUAAAACGUAGCCCUUGUACUUUAAGGACUCUCCCACAUAGACAUUGGAUGCACUGGGUAAUGGCAAACAGACACUGGUUCUCUGGACAUGCGCCGACCAUUCUCUAUCUGUCCUACACUGGAUAUGUCUCCCCAACUGCUGUAUGAAUGUGUUGGGUAAUUCAAGCUUGUAUUUAUUCAUAAAACACUCAUUUCAAUGUGCCAAUGGAAGGUUUUUGACAUUUCGUCUUGCGACACCCUUGACGUUUUGUAGUUUUUGGGUUUGUUUGUUUUUUGCCAGAUAUACAGACCGAUCCAAUUUAAACCUAUACCAUAUAUUCUGUAUAUAAAUAACAAUUUAUUUUCUGAUCAUCAGUUUCCAGCAUGAAUUGUAUUAGUAUACUUUUCAGGAUUAUAAAAGAUUUAACAUUGGAAAUUGGAUAUAUUUCAAUUUAUUUUGGAUUCAUAAUCCCAGUUCUACCACAAGGAAGUAGAGUAUAGACCAGGCAUAGGCAACCUUCGGCACUCCAGAUGUUUUGGACUACACCUCCCAUGAGGCUUUGCAAACAUUGGGUGUAAGAGCAUUAUGGGAGAUGUAGUCCAAAACAUCUGGAGUGCCGAAGGUUGCCAACCCCUGGUAUAGACCGUAAGUGUCCAAAAGGUAGCUCCCCAGAUGUUUUACAACUACAGCUUGUAUGAUGAUGAGACAUUACAGAGAUUGUCAAUGCUUCAAAUAUGUUCAUAAAACUUCUGUAGAUCUAUCCUAGGGGAGCUCUGGAAUCGAGUGAACUGUGGCUCUCAUGCUCACUCUUCCAGUGUGCUGGUAUGCACGAAUGUCUUAUUUACUAAAUAGUGAAUUGAAAAAUAAAUUGGACAAUUUAGGCUAAAUUGACUGAUUUUGAGAAAGCAUUCUAACCAAGCUAUAGUAAAAAUGUCUAAACAUAAAAUGUUGUAACAUAACUCUAGAAUCUGGCAUUUUGUCAAAACAGUAAUUGUUUAUAAAUUGCUGUUCAGGGAAGCUUAAAAAGAUUACCAACAUUUAAAUACAUUUUAUUUAUUUUUUUUGCUGAAGGAAGGACAAAAUGUGGGAUAAAGUCUAACAAAUGUUUUAAUACAAUGCAAAAGCAAUUCUGUGACAUGUAUACAUGUUGUUUAAAUGCCCACACAGUGUUUGGAAACUCCUACAAACCAAUUAGAUGUAGAUCUUAAAUGGUUACAGUUGGCAACUCUAAUUUGCUGCCAUAAUAUUUUCAUUUGUAUGUCAAACCCUGUACCAAUGCUUCACCAUGUGUCUUUUUUUAUUUUUUAAAACAAAGCCAUAUUUUCUAUGGGGUGUCUAUCAAUGCAUCCUAGAAAUUGCCAAACAUUAACCUGUUGCCAAGCAAGCCUGAUCAUUGGCUUGCAUUUCAGUCUAUAGAGGCAUUGAAACACUCCUUGGAAUAUUUACCCCAGUAGUUGACUCUCCAAAAAAGUGUUGUAAAUUUUUUUCCCACUUUCUUCAUAUAUCACAAAACUCUCUUACUGGAAAAGGAAGUUAUCUCUACCACAGGAGAUAUUCGAUUUGUGUUAAAAUGGAAUUUCUGGGGGAUAAAUGGCAGAUCUACUUAAAGGGACACUUCAAACCACUAAGUCACUUCGGCUUGCACCAUUGUCCCAGUUCAUAAAGGUGCAGAUUUCAAGAGAAAUCGUGAUUUUUAUGAAUAGAUUUGGGAGAUCAAGCGGACAGCCAGGAUGCAUUCCUGGUUCACUCUGCUCAAAAAAUCAUUCCCGUGGAAGUAAAUAGUCUCCACGGGGAAACCUUAGCCAAUGCUUCCUGUGAAGAGAAUUCUAUUGGGAGAUCACUGUAUUUCAUUGGCGCCAUCACCAUCCAUGCACCAAUUUUGUCCAAGUAGGAAGGGUAGACUGUUGCCACUGACGGUCUCCUUUGGGCAGAGCAAAGCAACCGUGAGAGAGGACUGACCACAGUUAGGGUUUUUGCCAUUUGGGUGGGAGUGGGUGUUGGGCACUGUUAUGGGAACACGCAAAGUUAAAACCGGUAAUACAUUUUAAAGGGUCAUCCAGUGAUGACAGGAUAACCGUAGCAAUUUAUGAAAAGUCUCUCUUUCCUCUGCAACGCUGCCUUUCACUGCACACACCCCAUUCCACUAAACAUUGAAUCUUACUGUGAGAAAACUGAGCUGUAGCAUGUCUGUGAUCAGUUUACAGAACUGUUACAAUCAUCCUGUGCAAUGCGUGGAACUAUUGCUAUUUAACCAUUUAACUCCUGCUGGACAGAAGUUUAUGGGAUAAAAGCAGGUCAACAGGCCAGAAUAGGAGACUCCUGCUUGGUGAGCCCCAGUAAAAAAAAAAAAAAAAAAGGGGGGAAACAUUUUUUUGGUUAAUCAUCUAAAUAUUGUAUUAAAAAAAAAAAAAAGUAGGGGGUCAUUUUUGUCACAUUGUUUCUCUUAAGAACUGGAAAUCUUGCCUUUUAUGUUUAAAGUGCUGUGAUUGUGGUAAUCAUAUUCUAACCCUGCUCAUGUAUCGGUUUCCCUGCCUGUAUUCUCAUCACACCAAUAACUAUGAUUUACUGUCUAUAAUGAAAACUUGUUGCACUGCUCACUUUGACAAAUCACUGCGUUGUCUAAUGUAUAAAAUAUUUUUAUGCUUUAAUCUCAUUCCUGUCCUGUACAAUUUUGCCUUAAAACAUCAUCUCAUUUUAUAAUCCAGGUAUGUGCUUUUAAAAUGACUAAUGGCUGUGGUAUACUGUCCUGUUUUGUUACAUUUCUACAUUCAAAAAUACUGUACAUUUUGGAUGGAAGUUAAAUCUCUCAUAGAUAGAUAUGUCUAUGUCUAUCUCUCUCCAUCCAGGUGAUCUCGCUGUAAUAAAAAACUGAUAGCUUAUUGUAAUCUAGAGAAGAUUUUUAUAUAUGCCUUUCUCAAUAAAAAGUUUCAUUAGAACAUCAUUUUGCA
Pelobates cultripes (western spadefoot toad) is the source of this 43429-nucleotide messenger RNA. The record is from the annotation of a GenBank genome assembly. NCBI's taxonomy places the organism in Eukaryota, Metazoa, Chordata, Amphibia, Anura, Pelobatidae.